Molecule: messenger RNA, 1305 nt
Organism: Bacidia gigantensis
Lineage: Eukaryota; Fungi; Ascomycota; Lecanoromycetes; Lecanorales; Ramalinaceae
Exons: 3
Coding region: 1-1305 (434 amino acids)
Molecular function (GO): hydrolase activity
Source: RefSeq, a predicted model, not a curated record
AUGGGUAACUACCUUGAAGGCACGUACAAAACGCCAGACGGAAAGGUGACGGGGGAACCAUCGACGGCGUCAGGAAGUGCGCAUUCAACCGCAACAGAUACUAGCAGCAGUACUGCGACACAUGCUGGUAAUAACAGUCAGAGCACCUCUUCUUCCACCGCAAAAGCACCUUCAAACGCAGCGGCAACGACGACUAGCGCUUCUGCGACUCCUGCAUCUGGCGGAGAAAUUAUGAGAGCUCAUGCUUUGGUUGGCGCAUUGGGGCUGGGUGCCGCACUCAAUGCUCGACGCUUUCAAACCUCCGCCCUCCCUUUUGAACUACCUUCUGUUGCUCAUCGUAUCGUCUCCUCGCCUCUGAAAUAUUUGUCACAGCAACUUUAUGCGCUUCAACUUUUCGUCCGUGGUGCUCCUCUCUUACUACCAGCAAAAAGAGAACGUAUUCACGUUCUUUGCAUCUCUGAUACCCAUUGCCUAAAGCCAGAGCAGCUGCCCAUUGCAGAUCUCCUAAUCCACGCUGGAGAUCUGACGAACGCAGGGACCGCAGACGAGAUUCAGGAUCAAGUCGAUUGGCUUAAAAGCCUAGACUAUAAGUAUAAGAUUGUGAUUGCUGGCAAUCAUGAUAGCUACUUCGAUCCGCGUAGUCGAGGGGAGCAGGACAAGUAUAGGCAAAUCAAUUGGGGAGAUGGGCAGCAAAAGAUACUCUAUUUGCAGCAUUCGAGUAUCGAGCUCGACUUCAAUCAGCAUGGACGAACACUGACGGUAUUCGGCGCUCCUCAAAUUCCUGCUUGUGGCGGACCCGAAUUUGCUUUUCAGUAUCCUCGAGGGCAAGAUGCAUGGAGCGGUACGGUCCCCGCAGAUACUGACAUUCUGGUCACUCAUACUCCGCCGAAGUAUCACUUGGAUCUUCCCAGGGGCAUGGGCUGCGAAUGGCUUCUGGAGGAAGUUUGGCGGGUAAGGCCGCGGUUGCACGUUUUUGGGCACGUCCACUGCGGUCAUGGGCAAGAAGGCGCAUUUUGGGAUGACGCACAGAAGGCCUUUGAGCGACUCGGCGCAAGAAACGAAAGAGGGCCGUUGGUUGACUUAGUAGGGUUGCGAGGCUGGCUAGACGCUGCAAGGUUGUUGGUGAGCAGUACUCUGGGCCUGAUCUGGAGUAGAGUCUGGGGAGGAACCUCCAACAAUACCCUAAUGGUCAAUGCAGCGCUGAUGACGGGCUCUACCGGAAGGUUAGGGAAUAACAAGGCUGAGUACGUGCCGAACCUUGCAGCCCAAGUGUGUGUGGAACGUGGCUCACAAUUGCAUGAAUAA